Messenger RNA from Prorocentrum cordatum, 1463 nucleotides. The record is from the annotation of a GenBank genome assembly. NCBI's taxonomy places the organism in Eukaryota, Dinophyceae, Prorocentrales, Prorocentraceae.
GGGGGGGAGCCCGCGCGGCGGGGCCCCACGCAGAUCCGAACGGGACCUCGCCGUCCCUGUGCGUCUGCGACGUGUGCUUGUGGUCGCCACUUUCGAAUUUAGCGGCUACCACACCCUCACUCCAUCAGCCUAUCUCUCCCUCGGCGGGUUGGCAACGCGCACCCGCAAGCAGUGUGAGAAUUCGGGUUGCAAUUGUAAGCGGUCCGUAGCCAGUUCGGCUCAAACUAUCCUGGCUCGAGUGGAGGUCAAACGCGAGCACUACAGUUUUGCCGGGAUCAAGUGUUGAGCGCUGGCAAGAAUGCGGGCAGUGUUGUUGACCUCGUUCUUAUCGUUCGCACGGACGCAGGAUGACAUGCCAGAUAUGAGUUCCAUGAUGGGCGGCUUGGGUGGAAACGGCAUGGGUGGAAUGGGUGACAUGGCGUCUAUGAUGGGCAGUAUGGGUGGAGGAGGUGGUGGCAUGGGUGGCAUGGGUGACCUUGCAUCUAUGAUGGGAGGCAUGGGUGGAGGAGGCGGCAUGGGUGGUAUGCCUGGGAUGGGCGGCGGUGGCGGUGGUGGUGAACCGCCUCCAGAGCCUUUCCCAGCCGUCAAGUCCGAUGUUAAGUUCAUUGUUUGUUCAACUUGCAAAGCAUUAGCUAGGAAACUGCAUGCGGAGUCGUCCAAAUGGGGCUCAGCGAUCACAGGAAGUGAGGAGGCCAUCGCUGGCAAAGUGGCUGAGAUGUGCGAAACAGCCUCCGAGGCGGGCUCCUGGAUCACUGAGUAUGAUAUGGUGGAGAGUAGUGAUGGUAAGGCAAUCAACCUUAAGCGGCACUCGCAGAAAGGCGAGUGCGAGGUUGAAUGCAACACGAUCAAGCAGGCUUGCAAAGACGUGCUGCAGGAAGCUGACAUUGAGGUCGCAUCAGCUCUCUACAAGGCUUUCAAGAAGAAACAACCCUUGGACGCAAAAGCCUUGACCGCAAAGAUGUGCACAUCGGAUGAUGCUGCGGCUGCAAAUAUGGUCGGUGGAUGUGCUACCAAGAGACCGAAGAUCCCGAAGAACAGAAAGGCGGGCCCGGCCUUCAGAGUGAAAGAGUUGCCCCCCGACAUUUCUAAAAUGGACGUAUCCUUGGUGCCAACUCCGGCCCCAGAAGACAACGGUAAGCCAGAUGCUUCCGCAUCGGGGGAAGCCAAGGAAGAGUUGUGAUCAAUAUGUUUGACAGUGCGGGUGUGUGUCUGUGUUUUUGGUUUCGCGCCGUUCGUUUGCAAGUUUGCAGCGAUAGGGGCAGCAUGUUACAAUGUAGUGUAGGAUCACCAGUGGAGGUGAGCUUUUUGAAUCAUAUGAUCACUGACUCGUACCGAAGACUGGCACCAGGCAGUAAAAGUAACACAACUCGUUGCCAGUUUUCAUGACUUGAGGUGACCAUUCGGUGUGUGAAUUCCCACGCCCUCUGGUGCCACUCCUUGCGGGGAUCGUCGGUGUGGAUGGG